Phycodurus eques (leafy seadragon) is the source of this 1915-nucleotide messenger RNA. RefSeq names its product plasma membrane ascorbate-dependent reductase CYBRD1. The transcript has 4 exons. Bases 93 to 923 code for a protein of 276 amino acids. Gene Ontology annotation, molecular function: oxidoreductase activity. NCBI's taxonomy places the organism in Eukaryota, Metazoa, Chordata, Actinopteri, Syngnathiformes, Syngnathidae. Gene Ontology annotation, cellular component: lysosomal membrane. The record is from RefSeq and is a predicted model, not a curated record.
UGCACACCACCGCGUCACGUGACUCCAGUCUUCAGUCUGGAAUUGUUCAACCAGCUCCCAGGACAGACCUGCCACUGAGAGACGAGGCGGCCAUGGAGAACUACAAACCCUUUCUGGUCAUUUUGUCCUCCGCCGUAGUCGUGGGCAUUAUCUCCAUAAUAUUCGUGCUAAGAUGGGUUUUUUACUAUCAAGGGGGUCUGGCCUGGGACGGAGGACUGGCCGAAUUCAACUGGCAUCCGGUGUUGAACAUCUGCGGAUUUAUCGUGCUGCAGGGUCUGGCCAUCAUUGUGUACAGACUACCAUGGAGCUGGAAGUGCAGCAAAUUUACCAUGAAGUUUAUCCAUGCAAGCUUGAACUUGGUGGCCUUCGUCUUUGCUGUUGUGGCUACAGUGGCAGUUUUUGACUUUCACAACACUGACAAAAUCCCCAACAUGUACAGUCUGCACAGUUGGGUGGGCCUGACAGCUGUAAUACUGUACUCUCUUCAGCUUGUUUUAGGGGUUACCCUGUAUUUGAUGCCAUUUACACCUGUAUCCUGGAGAACGGCCUUUAUGCCCAUCCAUGUCUACAGUGGCCUGCUCCUCUUUGCCUCGGUUAUAGCAGUGGCACUCAUGGGCAUCACUGAGAAACUUAUUUUUAGCCUGAACAACCCAAAGUAUAAGAAUUUGCCCCCAGAGGCAAUCUUUGUGAACAUUCUGGGACUACUUCUGGUAGUUUUUGGAGUGCUAAUCGUUUGGAUUGCCACUCGGCAGUCUUGGAAACGGCCCACUGACCAGACCUUGCAUAGUUUGCAUUCCGAUGGGGGCGGUGAGGACGGCACAAACGUGGGUCCAGCCCUGUCUCAACUGUCAGAUGCAGCGGAGGGUGAAACCUUUGGGGAAUUCCGCAGGAGGAGUAAUAAAUUUGAUGAUCAGGUCAACUGACUUUCAAAAUAAAUAACUCAGAGUUGGAACUGUCUCUGGUUUAGAAUGAAUGUACACUCCUUUUCCACUGGUCAAUAAUGCUGUAUUUUUCUUCAUAUUUGUUUCAUAUUUUUGCUAUAUACAGUAGAUGCUGAAUGUGUGCCAUAUGUGCCAUUUUUCGGGGUCCUUAGCCAAACCGAUGUUGUUUUGCACAAUGCCCAUCCCAUAUACCUACUGGGGGCGUGCCUUUAGCGUCCUUCACGCGGACCCUUCCCUGUUUAACGUCCGCAUGCUGUCCUCAGUCACGGCCGCCUUUCCUCUAUAUAAGCAGCGUGUCGGCAGGAAAUGCUCCCAGUUAGUCAAGCGGAGUGCUCAUCAAAGUCACACAACAACAUUUACAGAUUUUGGAACUCUGCACACACAUAAGGCGCGCCGCAUUAUAAGGCGCCCCGUCCAUUUUGGAGAAAAUGUAAGACUUUUAAGUGCGCCUUAUGGUUGUGAAAAUACAAUAUGCUGUAUUUUUCUUCAUAUUUAAUCUUAUUAAAUAUAUAUAUUUAAUCUUAUCUCAUAUUUUUGCUAUACACAGUAGAUGCUGAAUGUGUCGCCCUAUGUCCUGAUUGUAUGUAAAUAGCCUCCUCUGUUUGAUAUGAACUGGAUUCACAUGUAUUAGUAAUCAUGACAAACUUUACUAAACUCCCUCGAUUCUCUAGUAUUGUUAUAUGUUUGAAUUAUUCGCAUACCAUUUUACAUAAUUUACAAAAAAAAAAAAACAGAUUCUAAUGUGAGUCUGUCAGUACUUGGGUAUUGAAUAUAAGUAGCAGUAUAUACAUACACAAGUGGUGGGCAAAGUAUUGUCCACGGCCCACGUGUGGCCCACUCUGUUAGAGCAUUUUUAUUAAAGUCCCUGUAAAGUGAAACUAAAUGUCUUGUAAAUUGACCACCACAGGGAAGAGUGUUGUUCAUAACCCUAGCAAAUUUGUAUUUAUUUAAAAGAAAUGGGCAAGUAUAUAAAA